Messenger RNA from Notolabrus celidotus (New Zealand spotty), 3220 nucleotides. RefSeq names its product adaptor related protein complex 5 subunit beta 1 (gene ap5b1). Gene Ontology annotation, biological process: endosomal transport. The record is from RefSeq and is a predicted model, not a curated record. The coding region runs from base 191 to 3049 and encodes 952 amino acids. The transcript is spliced from 3 exons. Lineage: Eukaryota; Metazoa; Chordata; Actinopteri; Labriformes; Labridae. Gene Ontology annotation, cellular component: AP-type membrane coat adaptor complex; lysosomal membrane.
GCGCUGAUGUGACACUGCGAGUAUGAAAUAUUCACGUGACAAAACAAGGAAGUCAGAUGUGGAUGUUUGGGUGUCUGCUGUCUCUGAUGAAGUUUGUGUAUCACUCUAAAGUUAAAUGUGUAUAAAUACUUCAGUAGAGUUGUACAUGUGAGAGUCUGCAGGUCGGACAGGUUUGGGGAUUUAAUCCAGGAUGGCGUUGAACUGGUCCGAGAGGAUCUCUGUGUUCUCCUGCAGCCCGUCUCGCUUCCUCUGCGGGACUACAGCUGAGGCGUUCCUGGCAGAGCUGCUGAGGGAGCUCCGGGAUGACAGAGCCACUUAUAGUGUCAAGGUCCAACUCUUGUCCCCAUUAUGUGAGAACCCGACCCUCCUGUGUCCCUCACACACGACGGGUGAGGAGACAGCCCUGGAGCUCAUGUCAGUCUUCACUCAGUGUCCUUCAAAGUAUGUCCAGUUUCGUUGCCACCUCCUCCUGGCUCUUACGUCUGUGCUGGUCUGUACCUCCUGUGUGAAGAAACAGUCCCGUGCCUCUCAAGAUUUCCUGGACCUGCUGCUCCAGAUAGCCCAGGACACCAAUGACCUCCAAGGUGACGUUGCUCUUCGCUCUCUCCGGGCCACAGCCUGUGAUUGUCUGCGGGAGCUGGAGGCUUGCUCUCCGGGACUUCUCUCCGGUCACUUGGAGCUGUUAGCGGGGCUCCGGCUCAGAGAAGGCUCCCGGCUCCACCAGGCCUACGCAGGACUCCACACUCUGGUGUUAAGAAACGCUGUGUAUCAGCUCACCCAGGAAGCUGGAGCUGGUGCGGAGCAUCUUAAGGCUCUGCUCGGGGGAAACACAACAGUCGCAUGGGAAGCUGGGCAGGACUCAAGUCUGAUGAAAAACAAAGACUCAGCCUAUCUUUCCUCUCUCAUCCUGGGACCCAUGGGUACAGUUCCCACCCUCCAGACCGGGCCAGACUGUAAGGAGCUCCGUUCAGUUCUGUCCUCCCUCCUGGAGGAGUCAUACCUCCUAACUCCUCUGUGUCAGGCCUCACUGCUGUACAGACUGACGGAGGUGGUCACUAUGGUGCCUGGUGUUCCUCCGUCUGUCUUCAGAGCUCAGCUGCUGCGACUGCUCGGCACCAGCGAGGUUUGCCUCCUCCACGCCACGCUGCUGAUGAAGUGUGCAUUCACAGACAGCCUGUUCAGCGCAGAGGAUGAAGCGUUCCUCCUCAAGCGGCUGGUUGUGCUCUCCCAGCACCCCCUGCUGAGCACACCGGAGAAGCUCUUCUACAUGGAUUGUAUCCUGCACUUUCCCGAGAACCGGCCAAUCAACUGCAGCGACGGCGACGAGACCCUCCCUGUUCUGCUGACUCCUCGCCUCGCCUCGGCUCUCCUGCCCACCGUGUUUAACGACAGCGUAACCAUGCUGGCCCGCCUGAACCUGCUGUCUCUGGUCUACCUGGAGGAAGGAGAGGAAGGGGAGGGGGAGGAGAGCGGAGGGCUGGCCUACCUCUACGAACACCUCAGCUCGCUGCUGCACAUAGUGGAACACGGAGCCAGCCGAGACAUCGUCGCCACCUUCUUCAGAGCCACCUUCCUCUUCCUUUUCUACUUCAACCACCUGGAGCACUACGCUAACAGUCUGAUAGAGAACCUAUGUAAGCUCUACCUCCACCACACCCACCUGGCUCCACAACUGAUCAACCUGGCCGACCAGACCCAGGACAGGCUCCCUGAGUCUAACUGGGCUGUGGGGCUCCUGAAGGCUCUCCAGCGGGUCGUCACAGAGGCCCCACUUGCCCAACUCAACCUCCAGGACCUCAGCCAGCACCUGAAGAUGCUGGCUCGAGUGGCAGAAGAAGGAGAGAUCCUCCAACGCAGCACCCUCAGCUUCCUCUCUGGCGUCAUCACUCGAGCUCCGGCCUCUCUCUGCAUGAGCGGGGACUGGCGUCUGGGGAACAGUCUGCUGGGGAUUUGUCGCCGCCUCCUCCACCACCCCAGCCUGGACUCGCUGCUCAUCCCUCUGGCUGACAUCCUGCAGCAUCUCACCUGCAACUACGGGGACACAGAUAUCCAGGACCACGCCCGUCUCUACUACACCCUGCUGACCACGCUGUCCCGGGAGAAGCUGGUCAGCGUGUUGGCACAGGGUUUGAGCGAGGGGGGGCGCCAGGUCAAGAAGAGAACGCUGUCCUCCAUCAUGGCUGACAGCGAGGGACUGACAAGCACGUUAACCAUCCACCAGACGAAGGAAGGAAUAUUCAGGCUGGUGGAGGCCCAAGCUGAGCUACACAAAGAAACACACACUGAUGGUGAGCAGAGAGACAUGGAGGACUGUCCCAACGCAGCACUGGCGGCCUACAGAGCUCAGUUUGAAGAGCCCAGCUUUGCCUCAGACGUUAUCCUGAACUACCAGCUGACUCACAUGGAAACCAGCGACUCCCGCUUUGAUCAGCUCUUCAGCAUCCGCCUCCACUUCACCCUCACAGACGACCACUACGAAGAGCUGAGCGACAUCAGCGUCCCGUGUUUGUUCAGAGAGAGGCCGGCACCCAACGUGAGGCUGAGACUGAAGCCCAGGCGUCCUUACCCCACCAUCCUCCAGGCCAGUGCCAUCUUCACCUCGCAGGAUGGGCUCUCCUGGCUCACUGUGCUGCCAGACAUCCACGUGUCUUUCCAGCAGGCCUUCAAGCCUCCACCUGUCCCCUCGGCCUGGAGACGAGGCGACAAACUGAGCUUGUUCGAAGGCUUAUGGGAGGAAAUCAAAUCUGAGGAUGGAGAGAAGGACGAACGGACAAACUGUGCCAGCAGUCUGUUCUGCUGCCAGCUGGAGGAUGAAGCUCUGGCUGCCCUGGUGGAGAAACACUUCCUCUCCUUCCUCAUAUCAGAGCUUUCUGAGAAAGAGGAGUUCAAAGUGCUCUUCUUCCUCCCGCCACAGUCUCAUGUGCUGCUCAGAAUCCGGUCUGAGGAAGACGCCGUGCACUUUAACGUCGCCACAGACAACUGGCAGCUUCUGCCUCACUUAAGUUCUUAUCUACUGAGGAUCACAACCUCACGAGACAUUCAGAGCUGAAGCAUGUCACCGUAAUGUUUUUAAUCAGCUGACUUUUAACUAAAUCAACUUAUCUUUGUCAGCAUUUAAUAACUUUAACUGUAUUCAGAAUCAAAUGACUGAGUACACGUGAUUUAAAAUAAAGUUAUCGCACUUUAAUCUGCUGCCAAUUUAAUUAAACAGUUGUUUCAA